Messenger RNA from Corticium candelabrum, 1888 nucleotides. RefSeq names its product membrane-associated tyrosine- and threonine-specific cdc2-inhibitory kinase-like. NCBI's taxonomy places the organism in Eukaryota, Metazoa, Porifera, Homoscleromorpha, Homosclerophorida, Plakinidae. Gene Ontology annotation, molecular function: protein tyrosine kinase activity; ATP binding. Gene Ontology annotation, cellular component: nucleus; cytoplasm. Gene Ontology annotation, biological process: meiotic cell cycle; negative regulation of G2/MI transition of meiotic cell cycle; protein phosphorylation. Bases 75 to 1682 code for a protein of 535 amino acids. The record is from RefSeq and is a predicted model, not a curated record. The transcript has 20 exons.
CCGGACGAUGAAUGGCGGCAAACUUGAGAGACUGCGUUUUUACUUCUUCUUGUAGGUUAUAAAUUUGGAAACGCAUGUCGUCAGGGAGAAAACCUGCCGCUGCGUCGCUCGUCGCGAGUCCUCCGUUGUUCAAAACGUCUUCAAACGGUGGCAUACCGACACCUGUGUUCCGCAACGACUCGCCGUCGCUGUCGAGAAAGCGGACGAGGAGCAACGGGCCGACAACUCCGCGCACCUUUCUGCGUCCGCCCUCGCCGUUCAAGUCGGCGCAGCCGGUGAGCCGUCUGUUUCGACGGCGCAGCGAACACUCGGGCCCUCGCUCGGUCGGAGCGAGCUGUAACAGCGACUUGUUGAAGACUUCGCACUACAGUUUCCGGUCACCUCAGACCUAUUUCGACCAGUGCUUUAUUGUUGAAGAGAAGCUCGGUGCUGGUUCAUUUGGUGAGGUAUUCAAAGUGAAAUCUAAAGAAGAUGGCAAGCAUUAUGCUGUGAAAAUAACAAAACAAGGAUUUAGAGGAGAAAUGGACAGAAGUUACAAGCUGCAGGAAGUAAACAGGCACGAGUGUUUGAAGCCGCAUCCUAAUUGUGUACAAUUUUAUAAAGCUUGGGAAGAAAAUGGUCAUCUUUAUAUCCAAACUGAACUCUGUCAAAAAAGCCUAAAGGCAUACUGUGAGCAGUUUGAGGAUGCCAUGGAUGAGACGUUUGUUUGGCAAUGUCUAGCAGACCUGACACUUGGUCUCAAACACAUACACGAUGUUGACCUCGGACACUUUGACAUCAAGCCUGAUAAUAUUUUUAUCACAAGGGACGGUGUGUGCAAGAUUGGAGAUUUUGGUUUGAUGUGUGAUCUCUCAACGAAUGAUGUUGAUGAAGCUCAAGAAGGAGACCCCAAGUACUUGGCUCCAGAGUUGCUGCAAGGAAAGUUUGGCAAGGCAGCUGAUAUUUUUAGUCUGGGUCUGACUAUGUUGGAGUUGUCGUGCAACGUUGACUUACCAGAUCGAAAUGAAGGUUGGCAUUUAUUGAGACAAGGAGUGAUAUCACCUGACGUGACAAAACAUUUAUCAUGUGAAUUGAAAGAAAUUAUAUUUUCUAUGCUUAAUCCAGAUCCUGAUUUGAGGCCAUCAGUUGAUAAUUUGCUGCAGAACCCCAGACUAGCAACAGUUGCAUCACAGCGUCAGGCAUGUUUAUUAACAAUUACAAUUUUCACUCGUCGUUUGUGGCAUCAAGUUGUGGUAUUCUUAUAUUUUCUUGUGUCGUUUCUGACAAAGUUGUUGCCCAUCAACAGACUAGCUAUGUCUAGUUUAUCUACUACUGAUUCUUCGGAAGAUGUUCCUGCACCUGGAAGUGAAGAUUCCUUUCAUCCUCAGCUUUCAAGUUCCUUUGUUGAAGUUACACCAACACGUGGACCAUCUCAUCCAUUCACAGAUCCAACAGAAUCACCUGUCAGGAAGAGUCUACUUGUAGAUGAUAACGUCAAUCGCACACCGUGUAGGCUGUGUAAAACAAAGAUCCUGACGUCACCACUUAUACCAAAUGGUAGGUCAUUUACUACUGAUACUCCUCGAGCAUCCAGCCUUCAUCCGCAACGCCUCUUCAGUGACAUGCAGAAUGACUACCCAGGCAGACUCUGUCAGUACGGUCCAAAGAACCUCCUCGAUGCAUUUGAAGAUGUCUCAGAUUGACGUAUCGUUAGAGACUCACCGCUGUAUAUUAUUAGCUGAUGCAUCAAGCCUUACGUAGGACCUACAUUUUGUUGUCAUUUUCAUAGCAUGUACUGUAGGUAUGACAUAUGUUGGUGUCCAAAUUGGAUUUGUUAAGGAAACUGUUGAUUGAGUCUGUAAGUGUUAAUAGAGUUGAUUUACAAUAAAUGUACAGAGAAUGAAGUAUU